Molecule: messenger RNA, 1682 nt
Organism: Mixia osmundae IAM 14324
Lineage: Eukaryota; Fungi; Basidiomycota; Mixiomycetes; Mixiales; Mixiaceae
Product: glycosyltransferase family 33 protein
Exons: 6
Coding region: 75-1658 (527 amino acids)
Cellular component (GO): endoplasmic reticulum
Molecular function (GO): mannosyltransferase activity
Source: RefSeq, a predicted model, not a curated record
CGUUGCUUGCUUCGCCAGCUCGUCAUCCGUUCGUCGACGACAAGACCGGCCGCUCAGGCUCGCUGCAGUGGCAGAUGGCAGUCAUCUCGGCCGCCAUCUGCUCACUCGUAGCUCUGCUCUCGCUAGCAUGGCUGUAUCGUCGCCUGUCAAGCUCGCCUUUCCUUUAUCCUGACCGAACAAGCUAUCGCACUCGAUCAGCUCGCCAAGCACGUACAACCGCCAGUGGGACUUCUAGACCUGCGGGGAGGAUCAUUGUUGUCGUUCUGGGCGAUAUUGCUCGAUCACCACGGAUGACCUACCAUGCAAAUUCGCUGCUGAGACGAGAAUUUGCUGUUACCUUGAUCGGCUACGACACCACGCCUUUGGGGGAUGAUCAUGCUUUGCUACAAGCCAAAUACGCCCAUAGAUUGGAUAUGCGACCUCUACGACCACUUCAGACGGGGAAGGCAGACCGCUGGCUGAACGAUACCCGAAGCACGACUACCAAAGUGAUCAGGCUCGCGCGACUUCAUCUGCUCAUUAGAGCCCUUGUCCUCGCAAGCAAGGUUCUGCAUUUGUCUUGGCAGCUUGGACUGCAGCUCUACCGGCUUUCGGUGGCUGAGCACGACGAGGAAGAUCAUCAGCAAGAGUACAAUGCGCCCGUGCCGUGCAAGCAAUGGAUGCUCGUUCAAGUUCCUCCAUCGCUGCCCACGCUCGUGCUCGUCCGAUGCAUUCGCUAUCUGACCAACACAAAGCUGUGCAUAGACUGGCACAAUACCUCGACAUCUAUUCUCGCGCAGAGUAUGGGCAGCCGCAACCCAAUUGUCAGAUUAGCGGGCGCACUCGAAUCACGUGCUGGCAGAUCGGCAGAUGCCCAUCUCUUUGUGACCGACCACAUGCGCACCGUCUUAUCCACUCAAUGGAAGCUGAAGGGCGACAAACGGACAUUCUAUGACAGACCGAGCGAUGAAUUCAAACGGCUUGAUGCUUGCGAACGCCGACAGCUCAUCUCGCGCUUGCCUGUCCUGCGCGAGCUACAAGAUCUGCCGGCUGGCAGCAGUCCUGCUCUUGUCGUCUCGUCAACCUCCUGGACGCCAGACGAAGAUUUCGGAAUGCUACUGAAUGCUCUAUCUCACUACGAAAAAGCAGUGCGGCACUCGAAAGCACAGACCGACCGGACCGUCACAGUCCUGCCGGAUGUGCUUGCCAUCAUCACCGGCAAGGGACCCGGCAAAGCUUCGUUCGAGCUUGCAUAUGAUCGGCAAUCCAAGCAAGAAGACUGGCGGCAUGUUCGCGUCAAGACAGCCUGGCUAGAGCGCUCAGACUAUCCACUCUUACUAGGCGCCGCUGAUCUGGGGAUCAGUCUUCACGCAAGUAGCUCGGGGCUCGAUCUUCCGAUGAAAGUGGUGGAUAUGUUCGGUGCACGACUACCCGUCAUCGCUCUGAACUUUGACAGCCUGCCGGAACUGGUACAGGAUGGCAAGAACGGCUUGACCGCCUGCAACGCUCUCGAUCUUGCAGAUAGAUUCAUUACGGCUUUACGAGAAUUCAGAGAAUUUCCAUCGAUGCUCGACAUUCUCCGAGCCGGUAUCACAGACUCACGAUACGGAGCAGAGCAAGCAAGAUGGUGUCAAUGGGAAAACGAGUGGGAGCGUGUUGUACUUCCUCUGUUUCAAUGAAAGGCCGGAGACGACAAGAACGCG